Fraxinus pennsylvanica is the source of this 1752-nucleotide messenger RNA. Lineage: Eukaryota; Viridiplantae; Streptophyta; Magnoliopsida; Lamiales; Oleaceae. The record is from the annotation of a GenBank genome assembly.
AUGAUAAAGGAAAGUACAGAGAGAUUGGGCUGCAAACUUGAGGAGAGAGGAGGAAAGUCUCUGCAAAAGAGCUUUUCUCUCUCUCUCUUCCCAUGGCGGAUUCACACUUUGAAUCCAACAUUUCGUGUUCAUAUUGUUCUUGAUUCAAUAAAGGGUCUUUCGACCAAAAUUUUCGCCCCAUAUUCAGCCAUACGUUUAAGGGCAUAUUUCAAGAAAAAGAAGAAUAAACCAAACCCAUUUUCAGCAGAUUAUAGACCUGGGGGUUCAAACAAGCCUCUUGUAUUGAAAGACCCCACGGGUCACAAAAUCAAAGAGAGAUAUGAUCUUGGCCGGGAGCUGGGUAGAGGCGAAUUUGGGGUUACAUGUUUGUGUAUUGAUGUGGAGUCUAAUGAGAAAUUUGCGUGCAAGACAAUAUCGAAGAAGAAGCUCAAGACUGCAGUUGAUAUUGAGGAUGUGAGGAGAGAGGUUGAGAUCAUGAAGCAUUUGCCUAAACACCCGAAUAUUGUGACCUUGAAUGAUACUUAUGAGGAUGACGAUGCAGUGCACAUCGUGAUGGAACUAUGUGAAGGUGGUGAAUUAUUUGAUCGAAUUGUGGCGAGGGGACAUUAUACUGAGAGGGCAGCUGCAGUCGUUAUGAAAACCAUUGUGGAAGUUGUUCAGAUGUGCCACAUUCAAGGAGUGAUGCAUCGUGAUCUCAAACCGGAGAAUUUUCUUUUUGCCAAUAAGAAAGAAAUGGCACCCCUAAAAGCAAUUGAUUUUGGUUUGUCAGUUUUCUUUAAACCUGGUGAGCGCUUUAAUGAGAUUGUGGGAAGUCCUUAUUACAUGGCUCCAGAGGUUUUAAAACGCAACUAUGGGCCUGAGAUUGAUGUGUGGAGUGCCGGAGUUAUCCUUUAUAUUCUUAUUUGUGGCGUUCCACCUUUCUGGGCAGAAACCGAGAAAGGAGUAGCCCAAGCAAUUGUUCGAUCUGUUGUUGAUUUCAAGAGAGACCCAUGGCCUAAAGUAUCCGAAAAUGUGAAGGAUCUUGUGAGGAAAAUGCUCGACCCGGAUCCAAGUCGGCGUCUCACGGCUCAGCAAGUGCUUGAGCAUCCCUGGUUACAGAAUGCGAAGAAGGCUCCGAAUGUUUCUCUGGGUGAGACAGUGAAAGCAAGGCUCAAACAAUUUUCCGUGAUGAACAAACUCAAAAAAAGAGCUCUAAGGGUGGUGGCUGAGCAUUUAACUGUGGAAGAAGUUGCCGGAAUAAAGGAAACAUUUGGCAUGAUGGACACUGGAAAUACAGGUAAAAUCAACCUCGAAGAACUUAAAACUGGUUUGCAAAGGCUUGGCCAUCAGAUACCUGAUGCAGAUCUUCAGAUUCUCAUGGAAGCUGCUGAUAUCGAUGGAGAUGGAACUUUGAAUUGCGAGGAAUUUGUGGCUGUUUUGGUUCAUCUUAGGAAAAUGGCGAAUGAUGAACACCUACACAAAGCUUUUGCCUUCUUUGAUCAGAAUGGGAGUGGUUAUAUAGAGAUUGAAGAGUUGAGGGAUGCUUUGAGUGAUGCAGAUGGUGCCAAUAAUGAGGAAGUUAUCAACGCUAUCAUGCAUGACGUUGACAUAGAUAAGGACGGACGCAUAAGUUAUGAAGAAUUUGCUGCAAUGAUGAAGGCCGGAACAGAUUGGCGAAAAGCAUCUAGACAAUAUUCUCGAGAACGAUUCAACAGCCUCAGCUUAAACUUAAUGAGGGAUGGCUCUCUACUGUUAUCCAACGAGGGUAGAUGA